GCAAAAAAAAACUUAUACCUAUUUAUAAAAGCCACACAUUUAUUCUUCACUACCCUCUGAACCGCUCUCUGAAUUUGAAGCGACCGCUCAAACUCAGAUUAAAAAAAAAAAAAAAAGAUGGAUCCGGACACAGUGGCGAAGGCGUUCGUCGAGCACUACUACAGGACGUUCGAUGCGAAUCGGGCCGGUCUAGCCAACCUCUACCAGGAAGGCUCCAUGUUGACCUUCGAAGGUCAAAAGAUCCAAGGUUCUCAGAACAUCGUGGCUAAGCUAACCAGCCUUCCUUUCCAGCAGUGCCAGCAUAACAUCACCACCGUCGAUUGCCAGCCUUCUGGCGCCGGAGGCAUGCUCGUCUUCGUCAGUGGCACCCUCCAACUUGCCGGCGAACAACAUGCUCUCAAGUUCAGCCAGGGAUAAUUUGUGCCACUGUUGAUUUCAUCGGUCAUAACGGUGGUGUUAAUUUCGCGGUGCGAUUUGGUGGAAGUUGGAGUUUGGAUUGAAUCAAUGGGUUUUUGAUCUAUUCAUCGGGAUCUUAAUAAUCGAAUUAACUGUGAUGUCUAUACUGUUUACCGCUCAUUACAUUUUCAGGAAUUUCAUGUUUUUCAUUCAUUUUGAAUUUGUAGUAAUUGAAUUAAGAAGGGAAAAAAUUGUAAGCAAUCUAAAUAGUGAACAUUGUCGAUUUCGUGGAACUGUGUCAUGAAUAUAUUGCGAAAGAUAUGGAUAUUUUGGAUC
Molecule: messenger RNA, 732 nt
Organism: Durio zibethinus
Lineage: Eukaryota; Viridiplantae; Streptophyta; Magnoliopsida; Malvales; Malvaceae
Source: RefSeq, a predicted model, not a curated record